AUGGAGGAGCAGGGCGACACCAGCGGCUCCAGCUCCGAGUCCCCGCCCGACAAGAGCCCCCCGGAAUCGGACUCGCCGUGGUCGUGGAUUCCCAUGAUGAGAGACCCCGGAUGGAUCCGGAGUGUGUGGUCCUCAAACAUUAACGCUCAGACCAUGAAUUACGUGGGGCAGCUGGCGGGCCAGGUGUUUGUCACCGUGAAGGAGCUGUACAAGGGCCUGAACCCCGCCACCCUGUCCGGAUGCAUCGACAUCAUCGUCGUCCGGCAGCCCAACGGGAGCCUGCAGUGCUCCCCCUUUCACGUGCGCUUCGGCAAGAUGGGGGUGCUGCGCUCCCGAGAGAAAGUGGUGGACAUAGAGAUCAACGGGGAGUCCGUGGAUUUACACAUGAAGCUGGGAGACAACGGAGAAGCCUUUUUUGUUCAAGAGACGGAUAACGAUCAGGAAGUGAUCCCCACGCACCUGGCCACCUCGCCCAUCCUGUCGGACGGCGCCUGCCGCAUGGAGAGCCAGCUGAGGCGGGGCCCCGGGGAGCGGGCGCGGGGCCCGCCCGGCGAGACGCCCUCCAGCGGCUCCCUGGGGAAGCAGCGCCGGAAGCGGCGGCGCAAGGCCCAGCUGGACAGCCUCAAGCGGGACGACAACCCCGGCACGUCCGAGGACGAGGACAUGUUCCCCAUCGAGAUGAGCUCCGACGAGGAGCGGGACCCCGUGGACAGCAGAACUCUUAAUAACGACAUACCUCCAUUCCAAGAAGAUGUUCCCAAGGAGAACCUGCUCCCAGUCACGCCUUAUUUUCAGUCAUCAUCGUACCCUAGUUCUGAGAGAGAGUGGUCACCCCACGCCAGUCCUUCAGGCUCCCGGCCUUCCACGCCUAAGAGCGACUCCGAGCUGGUCAGCAAGUCGGCCGACAGGGCGGCGCAGAAGAGCAACCUGGAGAUGCUGUGGCUGUGGGGGGAGCUGCCCCAGGCCGCCAAGUCGGCGACACACAAGAUGAAAGACUCGAGCCCGCGGAGCGGCAGGAAGUUCUCGGAGAAGGUGCACUUCCAGGCCAUCCACAGCGAGCCCGCCGAGGCCUUCGGGGAGCCGGAGCCGGAGCCAGAGCCGGAGCCGCAGCCGCAGGCCGAGGCGCCCCCCCUCCCGCGGCCGCCCCCGGAGCAGAGCCCGCCGCCCGCCCAGAUGCAGUUUGUGAACCAGGAGGACGUGGAGGCCCUGGGGGCCGCCGCCCCGGCCGCGCCCGCCCCCGAGGAGCCCCGGGCCCUCGCCGCCGCGUCCAGCAAGACGGACUCGCCGUCCAGGAAGAAAGACAAACGAAGCCGGCACCUCGGGGCGGACGGCGUCUACCUGGACGACCUCACAGACAUGGACCCCGAAGUGGCCGCCCUGUAUUUCCCCAGGAACGGGGACCCCGCCGGGCUCCCCAAACAUGCCGACAGCGGAGCCCGGUCAGCCAACCAGUCCCCGCAGUCCGUGGGCAGCUCUGGCGCCGACAGUGGCGUGGAGAGCACCUCGGACGGCCUGAGGGACCUGCCGUCCAUCGCCAUCUCCCUCUGCGGCGGCCUCAGCGACAACCGGGAGAUCACCAAAGACGCGUUUCUGGAACAAGCCGUGUCGUACCAGCAGUUUGUGGACAACCCCGCCCUCAUCGACGACCCCAACCUCGUGGUGAAGAUCGGGAGCAAGUAUUACAACUGGACCACGGCGGCCCCGCUGCUCCUGGCCAUGCAGGCCUUCCAGAAGCCGCUGCCAAAGGCCACGGUGGAGGCCAUCAUGAGGGACAAGAUGCCCCGGAAGGGAGGACGGUGGUGGUUCUCGUGGCGGGGAAGGAACACCACGAGCAAGGAGGAAAGUAAGCCGGAGCAGGGCCUGGCUGGCAAGAGCCACAGCACCGGGGAGCAGCCGCCGCCGCUCAGCAUGGCCACCAGGAUGAAGCAGGAGUCGUCCUCCAGCGACGAGGAGCACGCAGCCCCCCGGCCGUCCAGCGCCCCCCUGAUGCCCCUCCUGUCCAACGUCGGCUACAAGAAGACCCUGCGGCUCACGUCGGAGCAGCUGAAAAGCCUGAAGCUGAAGAACGGCCCCAACGACGUGGUGUUCAGCGUGACCACGCAGUACCAGGGCACGUGCCGCUGCGAGGGCACCAUCUACCUGUGGGACUGGGACGACAAGGUGGUCAUCUCCGACAUCGACGGCACCAUCACCAGGUCAGACACCCUGGGCCACAUUUUGCCCCAGUUGGGGAAGGACUGGACCCACCAGGGCAUUGCGAAGCUGUACCACAAAGUGAGCCAGAACGGGUACAAGUUCCUGUACUGCUCGGCGCGGGCCAUCGGCAUGGCGGACAUGACGCGGGGCUACCUGCACUGGGUCAACGAAAGGGGCACGGUGCUGCCCCAGGGGCCCCUGCUGCUGAGCCCCAGCAGCCUCUUCUCCGCCCUGCACAGGGAGGUGAUCGAGAAGAAGCCGGAGAAGUUUAAAGUCCAGUGCUUGACAGACAUCAGAAACCUGUUCUUCCCGAACACGGAGCCGUUCUACGCCGCCUUCGGAAACCGGGCGGCGGAUGUGUAUUCGUACAAGCAAGUAGGAGUGUCUCUGAACCGCAUAUUCACGGUCAACCCCAAGGGCGAGCUGGUGCAGGAGCACGCCAAGACCAACAUCUCCUCGUACGUGAGGUUGUGCGAGGUGGUGGACCACGUCUUCCCGCUGCUCAAGAGGAGCCACUCCUCGGACUUCCCCUGCUCGGACACGUUCAGCAACUUCACCUUCUGGAGGGAGCCGCCGCCCCCGUUUGAGAAUCCGGACGUGCACUCCGCCUCGGCCUGA
Pipistrellus nathusii (Nathusius's pipistrelle) is the source of this 2814-nucleotide messenger RNA. NCBI's taxonomy places the organism in Eukaryota, Metazoa, Chordata, Mammalia, Chiroptera, Vespertilionidae. The record is from the annotation of a GenBank genome assembly.